GCUUAAACAACAUGUGUAAUCGAACGCACGUAUCGAUAUAUCGCAUCAUGGUAUCAGGGUGGCAACGCUACAUCAAUGUUUUCUAUCGAAGCCAGCAGCACAGAAACGGCGGAAAAACUCAAAAGGAAGUCGACAAAAAUGACGCUUGUUCGUUGUGCAACAAAGAAAAAUAAAGAAUAGUAUAUUUAGUAAACGCAAUUUUCACGUAGAACCAUUCGGAAUAGAAACACGUUGCGAAAAUGCCACGCACAAAGAUAUCGAAGAACUCGAAGCGCAAUCGUGAGGCUGCAAAUCGCGAGGAAAAGAUUCGCACAUUCGAAAUUAAAAUGGAUUCCGUGCUGACGAACAUCGACGACGUAGAGAGUCGCUACAAGGCGAUGGUCGAAAUACAGCUGCAGGCGUUGACCACCCGAAUGCCAACAGAGCUGCGCGAGAUGAAAAUGGCCCUCUUCCUCGAGCUGCUCCCCAACCUCGAACACUUUGCCGACUUCAAGCCCAGCGAUCAGACGCAGUACCUCGGAUCGCAGUCACUCUGCGCCAACACAACCACCGGCAACGGGGGCAGCAACAGCAAUUGCAAUAUAAAGAACAGCAGCGCACUCACAGCAUCGAGCAACAGUCGCAAUGAUGAAGGCUACCUUACAGAGGACAGCUGCUUGAGCGGGGGCGCUAUAUCGGCCUACGGGGGUUCGAUGCGCUCGGUGAAGGCAAUGCGCACACCUGGACCACUGCAUUCGGCACGUGCGCGUCGCGAACGGCGUAGUCGCUCCGCUUGCGGCGCUGCCAAGGUGCUGCCCAAUACGAGCAGCGCAGCAACAGGAGCAGCAGGAGGAGUGGUCAGGAGCAGCUCAAAUGCGAGUCGCAUCUCACGCAGCAAGAUGCGAACUCCGAUGACAGCACGUCCUAAGGCAUUUAGCGCAGAUCGCACUCCCCGCAAUCUGCCCAAGCAGCGCUCCACGUCUCCCAGCACACCGCCCAUGGCUUUCCUGCGCUGGCCCAAGCCCGGCGAGGUGGCACUCUCCAAGUAUGGCAGUCCCAUCGUAGCCCAGGUCAUGCCAGACAAAUUUGCUAAUUGCAAUAUUCCCAUCCGCAAUGGGGUAUUGUCGCUGCGGCCCAAAAAGCUGGACGAGGUGAAGUCGGAUCUCGUCGAGCAUUUGGAUUCAGAUACCCUAAGCCAAAUAAAGACUCUGCACGAGAACCUGCAAAUGAUCAUGAACUCGGCCAAAAUGGCCGGCUUGAAGUAGCCAUCGCUUGCAACCCUCUUCUCCAUAUAUAAAUAUAUAUAUUUUUAAUCUAUAUACAUAAUUUAGCUUAAGAUCAGCUUUCAUGCUCAAGUUUCUAUUUGUUUAAAAUGUAUUUUUAAAUUAAAGUUCGUUCAACUCAAUAAAAAUGUAUGUGUCU
Molecule: messenger RNA, 1401 nt
Organism: Drosophila grimshawi
Lineage: Eukaryota; Metazoa; Arthropoda; Insecta; Diptera; Drosophilidae
Product: borealin
Exons: 3
Coding region: 240-1244 (334 amino acids)
Biological process (GO): mitotic sister chromatid segregation
Cellular component (GO): chromosome, centromeric region; chromosome passenger complex; spindle midzone
Source: RefSeq, a predicted model, not a curated record